UUCCUGCGUCUGUCAUGCGACACCCCACUUCAUAUCAUGUACAGCCUGAUGACGGCCCAUUGGGGGGUGCCCUCCCCCAACCUGGUGGUUUCUGUGGUGGGGGGGGGGAGGGGUCACGAGAAGGUCAAGACCUGGGUCAGGGAGGUGCUGAGACAGGGGCUGGUCAGGGCGGCACAGAGCACAGGUGAGAGACACACACACACACACACACACACACUGGUGUCCUGGGUAAGAGUCAUGACGGCACAGAGCACAGGUGAGGACAACGCCCACUGUUUCAUCUAUUUGUUUAAAAUAUCAAUAAUCCAUAUUGAGAUUAAUGGGUCCAGUCUCUUUAACAUACAUCAUGAUACAUACAUACUCUUUAAUGCAUCAUGAUGCGAUUAUAAUGCAUUAUACGCAUUGUCAUAAGUAUCUACAUUUACAUUAUUUAGCAGACGCUCUUAUCCAGAGCGACUUACAGUUAGUGCAUACAUUAUUCAUUUUUUUUUUUUCAUACUGGCCCCCCGUGGGAAUCGAACCCACAACCCUGACGUUGCAAACGCCAUGCUCUACCAACUGAGCUACCUCCCUGCCGGCCAUUCCCUCCCCUACCCUGGACCAAUUAUGCCAUUGGUCUCCCGGUUGCAGCCGGCUACAGCAGAGCCUGGAUUCGAACCAGGAUCUCUAGUGGCACAGCUAGCACUGCGAUGCAGUGCCUUAGACCACUGCGCCACUCGGGAGAUCCUGGUUCUAAGAACCCCUUUUGAUGUCUUGAGUUGUUUAGUAACCAUUUGUGAUGGGAUUAAGGAAGCUGGUCCUUUGGCACUAGUUCCUACUUCACUGUAGGGCUGUUAUUUUUAUAAUAUAUAUAACACUUUACUUGACACCUAUUAUGACAUGGUUAUGAACGUGUCAUAACUUGUUAUGACGCUGGGUGUCAGGUAAAGUGUUACCGUCAAUGGAAAUAAAUUCAUUAGGCACUAAUCUAUGGAGUUCACAUGACUGGGAAUACAGAUAUGCAUCUGUUGAUCACAGUAGGGGCGUGGAUCAGAAAACCAUUCGGUAUCUGGUGUGACCACAUUUUGCCUCAUGCAUCGCGACACAUCUCCUUCGCAUAGAUUUGAUCAGGCUGUUGAUUGUAUCCUGUGGAAUGUUGUCCCACUCCUCUUCAAUUGCUGGAUAUUGGCGGGAACUGGAACACACUGUCAUUCAUGUCGAUCCAGAGCAUCCCAAACAUGCUUAAUGGGUAUGCAGGCCAUGGAAGAUCUGGGACAUUUUCAGCUUCCAGGAAUUGUGUACAGAUCCUUGCGACAUGGGGCCGUGCAUUAUCAUUGGACGUACUGCCAAAUUCUGUUUGGUACAUUGUGUGACCAUUUGUACUAAAUGACAGAUUUCCCCAAAACGUUCUUCAAUGUUUUUUAACAGACUUUGAGGUACGUUUGCUCUGUUUGGCGGGUGUGGCUUGAAGCAAUGAGUGACGUUUUCUCAAGCAUAUUAUUAAUUUGUAAUGCGGAAAAAAACGGUGAGGGAGGAGCGCCCUUCUCAAAUAGAACAGUAAUCUGCGCCGCCCGAUCAUGUUGUCAACCAGUCAGCAUGAUGCAUCGUUCAGAAACAUACAUCUCUUUUCCAUAAAAGAUAUGUUCCAAUCUUCAAACUAGUUUUCAUUGGGAAGGCAGAUAAAGCCUUUUUAUCAAGAGUAAUCAUUUUUGCAUGUGAAAACAAAUAAUCUUACUUAUGUGCUUAACCUACGUCACUUUUGUUUUCAGCCGACUUCGCCGUCGAUCAAAACGGGGCACUUGGCUCAUGCCCGGUAGGCAGCCCGAUUCCAAAUUGAAUGGAAUCAACGUUAACCCGCUUCAUCCAGUGCAUGCCCGGGUCAUUGAUAGCACUCCCUCACUUUCCAACCCACAACCCAACCCCUCCCCGUUUUUCUACUGGCCGUUCAGAACAACACCAUUUCUGUUUAACUGAACAUUGCACACCGUUUUUUUCGUACUGUGCAGCCAGGGAGAAAGAAAGGAUCUUUCCUGGCUUGCCCUGAUUGGCUGAGAUAAUGGAGGGGCUGGACAUGCCGAGAGAUGAGUCCUGAUUGGUCUUUCAUGUCACAGGCUUCUGUCUAUAACAUAAUUGAGGCUUCCCAGGGUUGCGUUCAGUAUGACAGAACGGUGUGCAAAGUUGAAUUCAACGGAAACGGUACUGUACUGAAAGACCAGUUGGAAAAUGUUGUGAGUAUAGUGGCCCAGAGGGCAGCUACCAUAUGGUGUGUUGCACGAGUUUCAGAUACUCAAACCCAUAUUGAUCAGGCCACACCUCGCCAUACCUACCAAACAGGAGCAAACGUACCUCAAAGGAAACGUGCCGUUCAGUACAAACCAUCAUGCAACGUAGCAAACGUUGAAGCAAACAGAACAUACAGUGGGGGAAAAAAGUAUUUAGUCAGCCACCAAUUGUGCAAGUUCUCCCACUUAACAAGAUGAGAGAGGCCUGUAAUUUUCAUCAUAGGUACACGUCAACUAUGACAGACAAAUUGAGGGAAAAAAAUCCAGAAAAUCACAUUGUAGGAUUUUUAAUGAAUUUAUUUACAAAUUAUGGUGGAAAAUAAGUAUUUGGUCACCUACAAACUAGCAAGAUUUCUGGCUCUCACAGACCUGUAACUUCUUCUUUAAGAGGCUCCUCUGUCCUCCACUCGUUACCUGUAUUAAUGGCACCAGUUUGAACUUGUUAUCAGUAUAAAAGACACCUGUCCACAACCUCAAACAGUCACACUCCAAACUCCACUAUGGCCAAGACCAAAGAGCUGUCAAAGGACACCAGAAACAAAAUUGUAGACCUGCACCAGGCUGGGAAGACUGAAUCUGCUAUAGGUAAGCAGCUUGGUUUGAAGAAAUCAACUGUGGGAGCAAUUAUUAGGAAAUGGAAGACAUACAAGACCACUGAUAAUCUCCCUCGAUCUGGGGCUCCACGCAAGAUCUCACCCCGUGGGGUCAAAAUGAUCACAAGAACGGUGAGCAAAAAUCCCAGAACCACACGGGGGGACCUAGUGAAUGACCUGCAGAGAGCUGGGACCAAAGUAACAAAGCCUACCAUCAGUAACACACUACGCCGCCAGGGACUCAAAUCCUGCAGUGCCAGACGUGUCCCCCUGCUUAAGCCAGUACAUGUCCAGGCCCGUCUGAAGUUUGCUAGAGUGCAUUUGGAUGAUCCAGAAGAGGAUUGGGAGAAUGUCAUAUGGUCAGAUGAAACCAAAAUAGAACUUUUUGGUAAAAACUCAACUCAUCGUGUUUGGAGGACAAAGAAUGCUGAGUUGCAUCCAAAGAACACUAUACCUACUGUGAAGCAUGGGGGUGUAAACAUCUUGCUUUGGGGCUGUUUUUCUGCAAAGGGACCAGGACGACUGAUCCGUGUAAUGGAAAGAAUGAAUGGGGCCAUGUAUCGUGAGAUUUUGAGUGAAAAGCUCCUUCCAUCAGCAAGGGCAUUGAAGAUGAAACGUGGCUGGGUCUUUCAGCAUGACAAUGAUCCCAAACACACCGCCCGGGCAACGAAGGAGUGGCUUCGUAAGAAGCAUUUCAAGGUCCUGGAGUGGCCUAGCCAGUCUCCAGAUCUCAACCCCAUAGAAAAUCUUUGGAGGGAGUUGAAAGUCUGUGUUGCCCAGCGACAGCCCCAAAACAUCACUGCUCUAGAGGAGAUCUGCAUGGAGGAAUGGGCCAAAAUACCAGCAACAGUGUGUGAAAACCUUGUGAAGACUUACAGAAAACGUUUGACCUGUGUCAUUGCCAACAAAGGGUAUAUAACAAAGUAUUGAGAAACUUUUGUUAUUGACCAAAUACUUAUUUUCCACCAUAAUUUGCAAAUAAAUUCAUAAAAAAUCCUACAAUGUGAUUUUCUGGAAAAAGAAAUAUUCUCAUUUUGCCUGUCAUAGUUGACGUGUACCUAUGAUAAAAAUUACAGGCCUCUCUCAUCUUUUUAAGUGGGAGAACUUGCACAAUUGGUGGCUGACUAAAUAAUUUUUUUUCCCACUGUACCCCUGGCCGGUAUGUAGAUAAUCUUUGUUACUGCCGAUUGUUGGAAAGAUAAAGCUGUGGACAACUGCAAAAGUGUUGCUACAGCUCUCAACAACAUUGCUGCCCUGAAUUUAGCUGGUGCUAUCGGCAAAGCUCAGUGGUAGAAAGUUUAAAGAUCCACUUCAGCAAUUUCUUUUAAUUUUCAUGCUGAAAAACAAUAUCCCACGUACAGUAAUGUACUUAAAGGUGCGGUAUGCAGAAAUCGCUCCGCCAUUUCCUGGUUGCUAAAAUUUUUAUAGUUUGCCUAAUUUCAGUUUAUGUGACAAAACAAGCAGUCAUUGUGUAGAGAAUCAUUGUACUAUCUAAACCGCUGUGAAAUUUAUUUUCCAUAACCAAAAAUAUUGUUUUUUCUGCUGUUUUGAAGCUGGUGUACAAAACCUAAAUAAGACUCAAAAACAAAUCUUAAGAACGGUAAGCCUAGAAAUAGUGCACAUAGAACAGAUCUACAGCUUCUUAGACUUGCUUUCAACGAGAAUGAAAGAUCUAUAACUCACAUUUCUAUGUGAAUUUGGUCAGGUUGCCUAUAAAGUUACAGCUUUAAGGGUAAAAAAAACAUAUGCUUUGAGCAAAAUAGUGAGUGCAAACUUCAUGGAGUAGGCCAUUCAAGGAGUUGGCCUGAUGGUGCCCUCUGAUGUCAUAUGCCUCCCCCUUGCUUGAAGAACAAUAGAGGAGCAAUUCAGAACAAAAGAGGAAAGGCCCACCACUUGUGCCAUAUCAGAGGACACCUGGACCACCUUUUGAGAUGUUUCUUUUGUUAAGUAAAUCAGGUGAUAAAUGAGCUGAAAAUGAGACUGGAGUAGGAACUGGAGAGGUUAGUUUCUGGAGGACAUGAUGACUCAUAUGCUGACUCUGGGUGGGGCUAAAGUGAACAAUGCUGAAUAGGCUUAAACAAAGAAGAGGCUUUCAAAGGCUUUUCUGCUACUUGUCUCCUAGUGGGUUUACAAGUUUAUCAACUUUCAAAGUAGCAUAACUUUACAUUUACAUUUUCGUCAUUUAGCAGACGCUCUUAUCCAGCGACUUACAAAUUGGUGCAUUCACCUUUUUUGGGGGGGGGGGGGGUAGAAGGAUUACUUUAUCCUAUCCCAGGUAUUCCUUAAAGAGGUGGGGUUUCAAGUGUCUCCGGAAGGUGGUGAGUGACUCCGCUGUCCUGGCGUCGUGAGGGAGCUUGUUCCACCAUUGGGGUGCCAGAGCAGCGAACAGUUUUGACUGGGCUGAGCGGGAACUGUGCUUCCGCAGAGGUAGGGGAGCCAGCAGGCCAGAGGUGGAUGAACGCAAUGCCCUCGUUUGGGUGUAGGGACUGAUCAGAGCCUGAAGGUACGGAGGUGCCGUUCCCCUCACAGCUCCGUAGGCAAGCACCAUGGUUUUGUAGCAGAUGCAAGCUUCAACUGGAAGCCAGUGGAGUGUGCGGAGGAGCGGGGUGACGUGAGAGAACUUGGGAAGGUUGAACACCAGAUGGGCUGCGGCGUUCCGGAUGAGUUGUAGGGGUUUAAUGGCACAGGCAGGAAGCCCAGCCAUGUUUCCUCCAACUACAUUGUAUAUAUCAGUUUGAAGCUCUGACAAAGAUGGUGGAUAAAUGAAGAUAGUUCACUUAGGCCGUUUACCAUUGAAUUUGUUUUUCUACUUAACUGGGUGUGUCUCCCAGUGUAAUAGCAGCUGAGUCUGGUCUACUUAGUUAAUUCAUUUUAAUUGAACCAGAAAAAAAAGAUAAAUCCAGCGAGUGGGGUGUCUUGAUUCCUCUUCCAUCUCUGUCUCUGAGUCUCCUCCUUCUCCUCCUCUGGCUGUACUGGUUCGAAGUGCACAAAACACAUGACCGUCUAGGCCAGACAGUUGUUAAUUAAAGCAAGGCAGGGAAAUAAGAAAGUUCAGCCAUAAAGCAUAAUAAAGUUUGCAGACAAAGCAGUAGUAAUCAAACCAGUAGGUCAGAUGAGCGCUGAUCCAGAGAAGGAAUAGAAGUGCGUAAGUGAGCAAUCAAAUUGAGCAUUUGAAAGAAAACCCUUUCUUGGCCUGAUUCCAAUACAUGAUGGCAUCUUUCACUGCCAUUAAAUGGACAAAAUUACUUUUGAAGGAAAGAGGGAGGGAGGACAGUCAUCUGUAGCACCUGUGGUCCUCUGUAGCUCAGUUGGUAGAGCAUAGCGCUUGCAAUGCCAAGAUAGUGGGUUUGAUUCCUGGGACCACACCCAUACACAAAAUAUAUGCAUGCAUGACUGUAAGUCGCUUUGGGUAAACGUCUCUGCUAAAUGGCAUAUUAUAAUAUUUAUAUAUUAGGAAAGGAAGGAUGUGUAGAGUACGUAUUUUCACAGUUCCCUUGACUCAUAACCAACAAGCUCCUUAUCUGUCUAUUGUUUACUGGCCGUUGUCUAUGAUCAUGUGUUGCGCUGUUGGUAAGAAAGUGGUGCUUGCUAUUCCAAGGUUUUGGGUUCAAUUCCCGCAGGUGUCACAUACACAUAAAACAAAUGUAUGCACUCACUGUACUGCAAGUCGCUUUAAAUAAAGGCGUCUGCUGGCAUAUUAUUGUGUCAAACAUUUCUCGCUUGCUUUCUCUCACUCUCUCACUCUCCCCCUUCCCUCCCCACAUCUCUCCCUCCUCUUCUCUUUCUCCUCUCUCCCAGGGGCGUGGAUAGUGACGGGGGGGCUGAGGGAGGGGGUGGGUCGUUGUGUUGGGGAGGCAGUGAGGGAUCAUGCGGCGGCGGCCUCCUCCCUGUCCCAGAAGAAAGUCAUCGCUGUGGGCGUGGCCCCCUGGGGCCUCGUGCACAACAGACAGUGGCUCGUCAACGCUGAGGUACACGCACACACAAUAACAAUAACAAGGAAAUUGCAUUACACAAGGGAUGGUAAUCACAAUGCGCUCUCUCUUCUCUCUCUCCUCUCUCUCUCUGUCUCUCUCUCUCUCUCUGCCCCCCUCUUCCUCCUCCUCCCUCAGGGUAGUUUUCCAGCACGGUAUUAUGUCCAGAACACGUCCAGUGAUUCGUGCUGCCUGGAUAGUAACUACCAGGCCUUCCUGCUGGUAGAUGAUGGGAGUGUAGGCCGGCGGGGAGGGGAAACAGCCUUCCGGGCUAAGAUGGAGGACUACAUCUCCCACCAGCGCACCGGCAUCUGGGGUGAGACUCAGUAGACACAUAGGUUACAAACGCACAUGCACGCACACAUGCACAUAGAUACACACACACACACUUGUAAGACAAGUCCCCAGGUGUACAGGUGAUGCGCAGUAUGUUUAAACCACCCAUUUAAGGUGUACUAUGUUCAGAUCAACAAUAUUACUUUUCUUAUCAGCAAUCAUGUUUCCAGUUCACACAUUUCAGCAUGCAAGUGUGAGGUUAAGCCGUAAUGAGUAUUACAGGGGACCACUGAACGGUGACUCCUUGCUUGCGGUUGGAAAAUGAGACUAGAUGUAAUUAAAUCAGUAGAACCACAACAAUGUUGAUAGCUAGAUGCUAUAAAGCCCAUAUCCUAUUGCCACGUAUUUACAAAACUUGAUUUAAUUCUCAUAACGUUCGAGUGUGAGUUUUCACAUUUACCAACGUCCUUUGCGAUAUGAUAUAGCCUUUAAUACUCUAUGAAACUCGUGUAACUCUUUUGUAUUGCUUAUAUUUGGUGGGUUAUUUAUAUAUAAAAAGGAAGAAAGACUAACAAGUAAAUCCAAAGUUGAACUCAUCUGGCAAACAACCCAGAUGUUCUAUUGUUCUAUUGACAUCAUGACUAUACAAGGCAAUCUCCUCCUCUCUUUUGUGUAGUGUUCCAUUUUCUUAUUCGUAUUUUAUAAGGAAAUACAUUUAACUCACCGUUCCAAACCCAUGAUGCUUGUGGAAAAAUACAUAUUUAUAAAUAUUCUUAUGAGUAGUAAAUCAUGAAACAUUCACACAUUGACAUAAAUAUGAUGGACAUUCACUAUGACAUCUGAUCAAUGACUCAUGACUAAAAACUUGACAAGAAUUUUAUGGACUUCUCCCAUUUUCCCAACACCCCUUCCCUGUACCUGUUGUUUUCCAGGUAGUGGCAGUAUAGAUGUCCCUGUAUUGUGUAUGCUCAUCUCAGGGGAAGCUGCCAUGCUGGAGGUAAGCUAUGGCAACAUCACUAUCAUCACUAUGACUUACUUUACUUUUCAUGACCUCUCUACUGUCUCUCUCUCUCUUCUCUUUUUUUCUUUCUCUCUCUCACUCUCUUUUCUGGUUCUCUCUCAUACCUCUAUCCUCCAGAGGAUGGAUCUCUCUCUGAAGAAGGCUACUCCCUGGCUGGUGUUGAAUGGUUCUGGUCCAGCGGCGGACCUUAUCUGUGAGCUGCUGGAUGCCCUGUCAGCCGUGCCCAUGAGCCCCCACUCUCCCCCGCCAGAGGGUGAGGGGAGCGAGAAGGCCAGCGUGGAGCUGCGCGACAGAGCCCGUGAGAGGGUCCGGAGAUACUUCCCUGCCAAGGCAGACCUGGAGAAGCUUGUGGACAGGGUGAGUGUGUGUGUGUGUGUGUGUGUUUUAUUUUAUUUGUCACGUGCACGGUUUACAGCAGGUAUAAAAGGUACAGUGAAAUGCUUGUUCGCUAGCUCCCACAACAUUGCAGUACAAUCAUCAAUAAUAAGAAGUAAAAAUAAAAAAAGUAAUAGAAGAGGUAGUAUGCAUAGUAAUGUUUGUGUGUGUGUGUGUGUGUGUAUAUUUAAGCAAUAAGGCCCAAGGGGGUGUGGUAUAUGGCCAAUAUACCACAGCUAAGGGAUGUUCUUACGCACGACGCAAUGCGGAGUGCUAGGACACAGCCCUUAGACGUGGUAUAUUGGCCAUAUAUCACAAACCCCCGAGGUGCCUUAUUGCUAUUAUAAACUGGUUACCAACAUAAUUAGAGCAGUACAAAUAAAUAUUUUGUCAUACCCAUGGUAUACGGUCUGAUAUACCACGGGUUUCAGCCAAUCCGGAUUCAGGGCUCGACCACCCAGUUUAUAAAAAGUGUGUAUACGUGUACAAGCAUCCACGCGUCUGUCUAUGGGUGUUGGUGUGUGAAAGAGAAAGCGAGUUCGAGUGAGUAAGCGAGUAAGUGACUAUCAUACUGCUCAUCUCCCCCCCCAAGGCUCUGAGUAUCUAUAAAAACAGAGAUCUGAUCACAGUGUUCCACGGGGAGCAGGAGAGUCCUGAUGAUUUUGAUACAGUGCUACUGAAGGCUCUUGUCAGAGGUAGGUGCGUGAAUGCAUGCAUGUGUGCGUGCAUGUGUGCGUGCGUUUUCUAUCUGUUGACAGAUAUGUUGAACAUGAUCCUGGUCAAACUAAUCAUUCGUUCUAUGUAUUUUUCCGUCAGCUAGUAAACGUGUGUCAAGCGAUGCCAGUGAGUACACAGAGGAGCUGAAGCUAGCAGUAGCCUGGAACAGGGUGGACAUCGCUAAGAGUGAACUCUUCAACGGAGACAUCCAAUGGAGGGUGAACUGCUCCUCACUUCUAAUGCCACUUUUUAACACCAUUUAUUAAAUGUUAUGUUAUGUUAUGUUAUUUAGUUGACAAGGCAUUUAUUAUAUUUAAAACAGGCAGGCAGAACAGACCGAUAGGCAGACUAUGUUUCCGCUUCACAAAUUGGAAAUUGAACAAUAUAGAGAGGCUAGGGUGGUGGAGGAGGGAAGUUGGAAAUCGAUUCAAUUCGUAAAGCGUUCCUUAAUUUUCUCAAUAGUAUUGUUUCAACUUUGACAGACAGAUAGAUUGACUGAUCGACAGAUAGACAUGUUUAUAAAAACACCCUCCUAUCCUCCCACAGUACGAGGACCUGGAGGACUCCAUGACGGAUGCGCUGAUCAACGACAAGCCCCAGUUCAUACGUCUCUUCAACGAGAACGGCCUCAACAUCCUGGACUACCUAACUUACAGGCAUCUGGAGGUCCUGUACCGCUCGCUGUCCGACAGUUCUCUGGCCUACACGCUGCUCCAGCGGCUUCUCACAGAGAGGCAGGGCCUGGCCGGAUACCUGCCUACCGCUGCCUGCUCUCCGAAAGAGGCCUUAGCCCUCAAGAGCCCCCAGAGCCCCCUAUCAGGACCCUCCUCUGCCAAAGAGCUCAGCUUGUAUGAGGUGAGGAGGGGUUAGGGCUGUUGUGGUGACUGUAUUACCGCCACACCGGCAGUCAUGAAGGCAGUCAAAUUCCACUUGACCCUUUAGUCACGGUAAUUAGGCUUCUCCAAGCUCUGAUGCUGCUGAUGGUCAUUAAUAGCCUACCAAACUGGCUAACCGCCUGGUACUCAGCACUAUAUUGUCCCUCUAAUCACUCUGACAUCGAUGCAAAUGUGAUCGCAAAUCUAAUCAAACACUUAAUAAGUGCCCAUGAGCUCAUGUUGCAAAACAUUUCUAUAGGCUAUGCAAUUGCGAGAGAAAACAGAGUGAUGGCCUCCUAUUAAAAAGAGGAGGAUCCCAUCAGUUUUCUAUAGGCUAGGCCUCAAUUUUCCUAAUAUUAAGCACAUUGCUUAUCUUUACAAAAGGAGUAUAGCCUACCUGGCUGGCAUAAAAAUGAACCAUGGGAAAAGUGUCCUCCAUUCGCUAUUUAAGUGCAUAGAAGACAUGUAUUUUUUCCCCUGCUCCUGUUUCGAGACAGGUGCAUGAUAAUGGUCCAUUCUAAAUCAAAACAAAUUUCACACAUACAUUAGUAUACAGUGGGUAGAACAAGUAUUUGAUACACUGCCGAUUUUGCAGGUUUUCCUACCUACAAAGCAUGUAGAGGUCUGUAAUUUUUAUCAUAGGUACACUUCAACUGUGAGAGACGGAAUCUAAACUUAAUAUUUGGUACAGAAACCUUUGUUUGCAAUUACAGAGAUCAUACGUUUCCUGUAGGUCUUGACCAGGUUUGCACACACUGCAGCAGGGAUUUUGGCCCACUCCUCCAUACAGACCUUCUCCAGAUCCUUCAGGUUUCGGGGCUGUCGCUGGGCAAUACGGACUUUCAGCUCCCUCCAAAGAUUUUCUAUUGGGUUCAGGUCUGGAGACUGGCUAGGCCACUCCAGGACCUUGAGAUGCUUCUUACGGAGCCACUCCUUAGUUGCCCUGGCUGUGUGUUUCAGGUCGUUGUCAUGCUGGAAGACCCAGCCACGACCCAUCUUCAAUGCUCUUACUGAGGGAAGGAGGUUGUUGGCCAAGAUCUCGCGAUACAUGGCCCCAUCCAUCCUCCCCUCAAUACGGUGCAGUCGUCCUGUCCCCUUUGCAGAAAAGCAUCCCCAAAGAAUGAUGUUUCCACCUCCAUGCUUCACGUUUGGGAUGGUGUUCUUGGGGUUGUACUCAUCCUUCUUCUUCCUCCAAACACAGCGAGUGGAGUUUAGACCAAAAAGCUCUAUUUUUGUCUCAUCAGACCACAUGACCUUCUCCCAUUUCUCCUCUGGAUCAUCCAGAUGGUCAUUGGCAAACUUCAGACGGGCCUGGACAUUCGCUGGCUUGAGCAGGGGGACCUUGCGUGCGCUGCAGGAUUUAAAUCCAUGACGGCGUAGUGUGUUACUAAUGGUUUUCUUUGAGACUGUGGUCCCAGCUCUCUUCAGGUCAUUGACCAGGUCCUGCCGUGUAGUUCUGGGCUGAUCCCUCACCUUCCUCAUGAUCAUUGAUGCCCCACGAGGUGAGAUCUUGCAUGGAGCCCCAGACCGAGGGUGAUUGACCAUCAUCUUGAACUUCUUCCAUUUUCUAAUAAUUGCGCCAACAGUUGUUGCCUUCUCACCAAGCUGCUUGCCUAUUGUCCUGUAGCCCAUCCCAGCCUUGUGCAGGUCUACAAUUUUAUCCCUGAUGUCCUUACACAGCUCUCUGGUCUUGGCCAUUGUGGAGAGGUUGGAGUCUGUUUGAUUGAGUGUGUGGACAGGUGUCUUUUAUACAGGUAACGAGUUCAAACAGGUGCAGUUAUUACAGGUAAUGAGUGGAGAACAGGAGGGCUUCUUUAAGAAAAACUAACAGGUCUGUGAGAGCCGGAAUUCUUACUGGUUGGUAGGUGAUCAAAUACUUAUGUCAUGCAAUAAAAUGCAAAUUAAUUACUUAAAAAUCAUACAAUGUGAUUUUCUGGAUUUUGUUUUAGAUUCCGUCUCUCACAGUUGAAGUGUACCUAUGAUAAAAUGCACGCAUGACUGUAAGUCGCUUUGGAUAAAAGCGUCUGCUAAAUGGCAUAUUAUAUUAUAUAUUUAUAUUAUUAUAUUAUAUUAUAAAAAUUACAGACCUCUACAUGCAAAAUCGGCAGUGUAUCAAAUACUUGUUCUCCCCACUGUAUGUAAAGACUAGAUUAAAUCAAGAAUAGUCUGAUGGGUGACAAUAUUAGCUUAUCCCUUGUGAAUUAUAUAUUAUUACUUAUGAAUGAUGCCCAGCGUAAGGCAAGAAACAAAGCCUUUUUGUUGUUGUUGACUUUUUCAAAUCAUAGUCGCACACCUCAUGUAGCCCACAGGCCUAUAUGUGGCCAAAUAACUUCUUAAAAUUAAGCACAUUAAUCCGCUUUACAAGGGGUGUAGAGCCUAACUGGCAUACGUAAGCAGCGCGUGAGUUUCAAGUUUGGGGAAGAUUGUUUUCACCAUAAUAAUGCACCUUUAUAAUAAAAGCAUUAUAUGCAUAAUCACUUUUGAUAAUGGUUGUUUCCCGCUAAUGGAACAUUCGCGCUUAUAGCCUACUGCAGUGUGCGCAUUGCUGCGCUUAUAAUGUUAAGAAAUAGCCUAAUAGUUUAUCACAUUUUAAGCUAAACACAUUUUAAGCUAAACGUUCUGAUCUGUUGCGUCAGCCUCAUUGCGUAAAUCAAGUUUGUUUUAUUCUAAUGGUAGUGUUUAUUUGGUUCUAUUGCAUCCCACAACUGUCCCAGACUAUGUUUGAAUAUUUAUUUCUCGCACAGAAUAGAAUAGGUCAACUUUUGUACUAUCGGGGAUAGUAGAUUGACAUAGGCUAGUGCUUUUGCUGUUCGUUAGGCCUUGUUGGCUGACGAAAAGUAAAUGUGGACAGUUCUUCUUACAUCUUCAAUAUGCACCUCGGAAUUGGAUAAGAACACAUGCAGUUGCGUCCCAGAAGUGUCUGUCUUCACUUGUAGCCUGUGAGAAAGACCCGAUCACGUGAUGAAGAGCCAUGUGAGUGAGAGAUGCUUCGGGGCAUGCAGCACUCAGGGAGAAGGGAACAACGGCCACUGGCCGCAUAAGGCAUGGAUUUUGUUAGGAUGCAUUACGGCCACACAAAGGGGAUGCCGCUGGGAAAUUUGAGGCAUUAUCAAGUGCUUGUCAAAUUGUGAAUGAGAGACUGAUGAAGUGUGUACAGCAUGCGUAAAAAACAAAGCAGAGCUCAUGCCUUUCAAGCGACUUUUUUCAAAUCAUCAUUAGAGUCGAGUCAUACAGCCUUACAAUGUAUUAAAAAUCAAAACAUAUAGCCCAAUGUUUGUAGAACAACUAAAGUUACAUUAACUCUAAAUUAAGCAUAUAGGAGUACCUAUUUCUUUGUUAAACGCUCAACACAGAAUAGCCGCAUGUGCGCACUCCCUCAAAUCUUUUGGAGAAAAUAUCCUUUCUAUUUUAUUCGGCUUUGUUCAAUUGUAUUCUUCAUACUAAAAAAUAAUAUAAAAUAAUGCCACGGAAUUCUAACCAAAUCUUGUUUGCAAAAUUAUCUAGUGUAGCCCAUAGCCAUAUGGCAUAGCCAGAUCAGGACCUAACAUAAGGACAACUCAGAGUUAGCAAUUCUGUUCUUCUGAAAUAAACUAAAUUUUCUGCAAAUCAUGUUUUUUUUAGACCUGUCUAAAAUAAAUAAUGGAUUUAUUGGGGCGGUUUAGGCUAUAUUACAUGGAUUUAUUAUACUUUUUUAAAUGUAGAUGUUCCAAAGGUCUGCAUCAGUGGCUUAUAGGCUAUGUGUGGAAGCCAGGAGAUGCUAAAUGUGUUUGUUAAUUAAUUACAGUGAGACCAACUGUUAUUUGCUUGACAAUCAUUGGCUGACGAAAUUUCGUGACCGCCACAGCCCUAGGAGGGGUUGCACUUUAUUUUAUGGUACAGAAAUGACUAGGUAUGUAUUGAGAAAUUACAGGGUCAAUUGAUAAAAUAGGAGGGGUCAAAGGGAAGGUAUGGUGUAAUUCGCUGUGUGUGGAGUUGUAACGCAGUUGAUCGAAUGUAGGUGUUUUGUUUGAUAAUCUGCUUUAACUAUUUAGUCAUCUCAGUUCUAUGUGACUUCCUCUCGCCUCUCCCUCAAGGUGUCACAGCUUCUAUGGGACAUCCUGGGAGAUGUGUGUGAGCCCUUCUACUACAGUCUUCUGGGUUUGGACCAGAGCACCAGCACCAGGAGAGCAAUGAAGGUAGUGUCUACCAUAGCUGUAUUCCAAAUGGCACUCUGGCCACUAUAUCCCUCAAACUCGAAGCUAGUUCCACUGCUUUUUUAAAUUGUUCCCCUCUAAUCAGGGACUGAUAUAGACCUGGGACACCAGGUGGGUGCAAUUAAUUAUCAGGUAGAACAAUUUUCUAUUGGUAGAACAGAAAACCAGCAGGCUCUGGACCUCGUAGGGUAAGAGUUGAAUACCCCAACCCUAUACACUUAGAAAAAAAGGUGCUAAGUAGAACCAAAUAGGGUUCUUCGGCUUGUCUCCAAAAGGGAACUAUUUUUGGUGCAAAGGUAGAACCCUCUAUGAAGGGUUAUUCCUAGAACCUAUAAAUGGUUCUACUGAGAACCAUUUUAUCAUCUAAAUGUUCUCCCUAGAACCCUCUAUGAAGGGUUCUACCGUGAACCUUUUCAUUUUUUAAGGGUUCUUCCUAGAACCCUCUAUGAACUGUUCUACCAAAACCCCUUUUAUCUUUGAAGCUUUUUUCCUAGAACUAUCUAUGAAUGGUUCCACCAGCCUUAUUAGCCUUUCAAAUUAAACUAUUUUGCCUCCCAAGUGGCACAGCGGUUUAAGGCUCUUCACCAAAGUGCAGAGACACCACUACAGCCUGAAUUCGAUCCCAGGUUGUGUCAUAGCCGGUCGUGACUGGGAGCUCCCAAGGGUGGUGUAGGGGUCGGUAGUUCCCGGCUGGGGUUUCCUUGUCUCAUCGCACUCUAGCAACUCCUUGUGGCAGGCCGGGUGCCUGCAAGCUGACAGCGGUCAUCAGUUUCACCGUGUUUGUCUCAGAAACAUUGGGGCGGCUGACUUCCGGGUUAGCGAGCAUUGUGUAUAAGAAGCAGCACGGCUUGGCGGAGCAUGUUUCGGAGGACACAUGUCCUGAUAUUACCGAGCCCAUUGGGGAGUUGCCGCAAUGAAACAAGGGAGAAAUUGGUGAGAAAAUUGGGUAAAAUUGGAUAAACAAAUGUACAAAUGAAAUUCAACUCUUUAUGACAAUAUAUUGCAUAUAUCAAAGUGGUCUGAAGCUCCUGGCUUGCAAAGUGAUGUGUAAUUCUUAUUGGAAUUCAGCCAGAGCGAGGAUAUCCAACAACUGGAAUCACCCACAACCUGCAUUUAGAAUGACUGCCAUGGUAGGGAAGAAUAAUCAAUGAGACUACCUAAAUCAUCUAAACUGGAACAACCAUCUCAGUAACAGGUGCAAUAAGUCCAACUACUAACAGAUUGGACUAGUUUAGAAAAAUGUGUGUAAUUUAUGUUUGUGUAGCAUAAGAUUAACUAAGCAAUCAAUGUACAUGCAAAAAUACAGAUACUGAAACAAACAAUUCUGAAAAUCAACCUGCAAAAGAGCAUGCUGGGAAAUAUGAUAAUGAUGGACCUGGUUCAUCGCCAAGCAUGUUUUUAGAAAUGUUUGCAAAUGUAUAGAAAAUUCAAUAAAUAAAUAUCUAAUUUACAUAACUAUUGACACCCCUGAGUCAAUACUUUGUAGUAGCACCUUUGGCAGCUAUUACAGCUGUAAGUCUUUCUGGGUAAGUCUCUAAGAGCUUUCCACACCUGGAUUGUGCAUAUUUUGUCCAUUAUUAUUUUCAGAAUUCGUCAAACUCUCUCAAAUUGGUUGUUGAUAAUUUAUAGACAAAUAGUUUAAGUCAAAACUGUAACUCGGCCACUCAGGAACAGUCACUGUCUUCUUGGUAAGCAACUCCAGUGUAGAUUUGCCCUUGUGUUUUAGGUUAUUGUCCUGCUGAAAGGUGAAUUCAUCUCCCAGUGUCUGGUGGAAAGCAGCCUGAACCAGGUUUUUCUGUAGGAUUUUGCCUGUGCUUAGCUCAAUUACGUUUAUUUUUUAUCCUGAUAACCUUGGAACAGGGGGAAUAGUUUAUUUAUGGCUGAUUUAAAGAUCAAAUCGUCAACCCUGUAACGGUCAACCCUGUUACGUUCAACCCUGAAAGGCACUGUAAUAAGCUUCUAUUCCCCCUGUUACAAGGUUAUUUAUGGCUGAUUAAAUGGGCGGCAGGUAGCUUAGUGGUUAAGAGCGUUGUGACAGUAACCGAAAGGUUGCUGGUUCUAAUCCCCGAGCCGACUAGGUGAAAAAUCUGUCGAUGUGCCCUUGAGCAAGGCACUUAACCCAAAUUGCUCCUGUAAGUCGCUCUGGAUAAGAGCGUCUACUAAAUGACUAAUAAAAAAUGUAAGAUCACAUCGUCAAUCCUGUUACGUUCAAACCUGAAAUAUAUAUAUUUUUUUAUUAAGUUACACUACCCAAAAGGUACUCAUUGGAGGAUCGACCCAUAGGUAAAAUAAUGAAGGGAAUACCAGAUACAUUCACAAAUAUUCCCAUAUAGGUACAGUUUAAAACAUUCUCACACCUAUCUUUUUAAACGUAACAGAUUACUAAAACUCUUGAUAUUGAAGUUAUAAACACUGAGGUAAACACUAGUGAGGGAAACAAGUAUUUGAUCCCCUGCUGAUAUUGUACGUUUGCCCACUGACAAAGAAAUGAGCAGUCUAUAAUUUUAAUGGUAGGUUUAUUUGAACAGUGAGAGACAGAAUAACAACAAAAACAUCCAGAAAAACGCAUGUCAAAAAUGUUAUACAUUGAUUUGCAUUUUAAUGAGGGAAAUAAGUAUUUGACCCCCUCUCAAUCAGAAAGAUUUCUGGCUCCCAGGUGUCUUUUAUACAGGUAAUGAGCUGAGAUUAGGAGCACACUCUUAAAGGGAGUGCUCCUAAUCUCAGCUUGUUACCUGUAUAAAAGACACCUGUCCACAGAAGCAAUCAAUCAAUUCGAUUUUAAACUCUCCACCAUGGCCAAGACCAAAGAGCUCUCCAAGGAUGUCAGGGACAAGAUUGUAGACCUACACAAGGCUGGAAUGGGCUACAAGACCAUCGCCAAGCAGCUUGGUGAGAAGGUGACAACAGUCGGUGCGAUUAUUCGCAAAUGGAAGAAACACAAAAGAACUGUCAAUCUCCCUCAGCCUGGGGCUCCAUGCAAGAUCUCACCUCGUGGAGUUGCAAUGAUCAUGAGAACGGUGAGGAAUCAGCCCAGAACUACACGGGAGGAUCUUGUCAAUGCUCUCAAGGCAGCUGGGACCAUAUUCUCCAAGAAAAUAAUUGGUAACACAUUAUGCCGUGAAGGACUGAAAUCCUGCAGCGCCCGCAAGGUCCCCUUGCUCAAGAAAGCACAUAUACAGGCCCUUCUGAAGUUUGCCAAUGAACAUCUGAAUGAUUCAGAGGAGAACUGGGUGACAGUGUUGUGGUCAGAUGAGACCAAAAUGGAGCUCUUUGGCAUCAACUCAACUCGCCGUGUUUGGAGGAAGAGGAAUGCUGCCUAUGACUCCAAGAACACCAUCCCCACCGUCAAACAUGGAGGUAGAAACAUUAUGCUUUGGGGGUGUUUUUCUGCUAAGGGGACAGGACAACUUCACCGCAUCAAAGGGACGAUGGACGGAGCCAUGUACCGUCAAAUCUUGGGUGAGAACCUCCUUCCCUCAGCCAGGGCAUUGAAAAUGGGUCGUGGAUGGGUAUUCCAGCAUGACAAUGACCCAAAACAUACAGCCAAGGCAACAAAGGAGUGGCUCAAGAAGGAGCACAUUAAGGUCCUGGAGUGGCCUAGCCAGUCUCCAGACCUUAAUCCCAUAGAAAAUCUGUGGAGGGAGCUGAAGGUUCGAGUUGCCAAACGUCAGCCUCGAAACCUUAAUGACUUGGAAAAGAUCUGCAAAGAGGAGUGGGACAAAAUCCCUCCUGAGAUGUGUGCAAACCUGGUGGCCAACUACAAGAAACAUCUGACCUCUGUGAUUGCCAACAAGGGUUUUGCAGAGGGGUCAAAUACUUAUUUCCCUCAUUAAAAUGCAAAUCAAUUUAUAACAUUUUUGACAUGUGUUUUUCUGGAUUUUUGUUGUUGUUAUUCUGUCUCUCACUGUUCAAAUACACCUACCAUUAAAAUUAUAGACUGAUCAUGUCUUUGUCAGUGGGCAAACGUACAAAAUCAGCAGGGGAUCAAAUACUUUUUUCCCUCACUGUAUAUAUAUAUAUAUAUAUAUAUAUAUAUAUAUUAUAUAUAUAUAUAUAUAUAUAUAUAUAUAUAUAUAUAUAUAUAUAUAUAUAUAUAUAUAUUUUUUUUUUUUAAAGCUCAUUUAGAUUCAGAACAGUUUAUGUAGAACCCUUCUUGCCUUUCAAUCAUUCUUCCCUUAUAAUUAAUCAUCAAAGAACCCUUUCUUCAAAAAAAGGUUCUAGGUAGAACCCUUUGCCUUACAAAGAAACCUCAGUUUCCAUAAAGGGUUCUUAAGAUGAAAACAGUUCUUGGUAGAACCUUAUCCCUUCCGCAAACAACUAUUUUAGAACCCUUUUUCCUAAGUGUGUAGUGCACUACUUUUGACCAGGGUCCAUGAAUUACAAAUGCAUCUGUUCUCAAUGCCAAGGUCCAGUGAUGUGAACUAGGCCUACUUAUUCAUGUUAUAGAGUAGACUCCACUCCACCAAUAUAGUUGAAUUAUCAACACUGCUAAGGUUAUACCACUGCAUGACUUGCCAUAGAAUGUAACUGUGACUGCUGUGCUAACCAAGCUGUAUUCACUCUCUCUCUCUCGAUCUCUCGCUCUAUAUAUCUCUCUCCCCUCUCAGCAAGUGAAUAAGUUGUUGCUGGGGGAUUGUUCGUACAGGGAGCAGAGCUGUCUCAACCCGUGGGCCUCUCUGUUCAUCUGGGCUGUGCUGCAGAACCGCAGCGAGAUGGCCGUCUACUUCUGGGAGAUGGUAAUUUAUUUAUUUAUUAUUUUAUUUAACUGACCAGGUGAGUCAGUUAAUAAUGUAUGGGAACAGGCAGCUGUAAUGACAAUGAUAACAAUUACUCUCAAAUGAGUGCUUCAUUCUAUAGCUAGAGGACUCCUGAUAUCUUCAGGAGUGAUAAGUAUAAUUUUUGUCUAUCUGGUACUGUUUUCUUGCUAGCUAGGGCGAUCUACUUUAAGUGCUGCCUGUCUUCCCAGUAGCCUAGUUGGUGUGUAAACUGCUGACUGCUAUUAACCUGCAAAUGAUUGUUCAAAUCAAAUGUUAUUGGUCACACACACACAUAUUAACCUAGCUCCAACAGUGCAGUAGUGUCUAACAAUUCACAACAAUACACACGAAUCUAAAAGUAAAAUAAUGGAAUUAAGAAAGAUAUAAAUAUUAGGACGAGCAAUGUCGGAGUGGCAAUGACUAAAAUACAGUAGAAUAGAAUACAGUAUAUACAGUCGUGGUCAAAAGUUGAGAAUGACACAAGUAUUGGUCUUCACAAAGUUCGCUGCUUCAGUGUUAUGAGAUAUUUGUCAGAUGUUAAUAUGGUAUACUGAAGUAUAAUUACAAGCAUUCCAUGAGUGUCAAUGGCUUUUAUUGACAAUUACAUUAAGUUUAUGCAAAGAGUCAAUAUAUAUUUUUCAAGACCUCUGCAAUCCGCCCUGGCAUGCUGUCAAUUAACUUCUGGGCCACAUCCUGACUGAUGGCAGCCCAUUCUUGCAUAAUCAAUGCUUGGAGUUAGUCAGAAUUUGUGGGUUUUUGUUUGUCCACCCGCCUAUUGAGGAUCGACCACAAGUUCUCAAUGGGAUUAAGAUCUGGGGAGUUUCCUGGCCAUGGACCCAAAAUGUUGAUGUUUUGUUCCCCGAGCCACUUAGUUAUCACUUUUGCCUUAUGGCAAGGUGCUCCAUCAUGCUGUUCAUGGAUGGUUGGGAGAAGUUGCUCUCUGAGGAUGUGUUGGUACCAUUCUUUAUUCAUGGCUGUGUUCUUAGGCAAAAUUGUGAGUGAGCCCACUCCCUUGGCUGAGAAGCAACCCCACACAUGAAUGGUCUCAGGAUGCUUUACCGUUGGCAUGACACAGGACUGAUGGUAGCGCUCACCUUGUCUUCUCCGGACAAGGUGUUUUCUGGAUGCCCCAAACAAUCAGAAAGGGGAUUCAUCAGAGAAAAUGACUUUACCCCAGUCCUCAGCAGUCCAAUCCCUGUAACUUUUGCAGAAUAUCAGUCUGUCCCUGAAGUGGCUUCUUUGCUGCCCUUCUUGACACCAGGACAUCCUCCAAAAGUCUUCGCCUCACUGUACGUGCAGAUGCACUCACACUUGCCUGCUGCCAUUCCUGAGCAAGCUCUGCACUUGUGAUGCCCCGAUCCCGCAGCUGAAUCAACUUUAGGAGACGGUCCUGGCGCUUGCUGGACUUUCUUGGGCGCCCUGACGCCUUCUUCACAACAAUUGAACCUCUCUCCUUGAAGUUCUUGAUGAUCUGAUAAAUGGUUGAUUUAGGUGCAAUCUUACUAGCAGCAAUAUCCUUGCCUGUGAAGCCCUUUUUGUGCAAAGCAAUGAUGACGGCACGUGUUUCCUUGCAGGUAACCAUAGUUAACAUUUCAAGCACCACCCUCCUUUUAAAGCUUCCAGUCUGUUAUUCUAACUCAAUCAGCAUGACAGAGUGAUCUCCAGCCUUGUUCUCGUCAACACUCUCACCUGUGUUAACGAUAGAAUCACUGACAUGAUGUCAGCUGGUCCUUUUGUGGCAGGGCUGAAAUGCAGUGGAAAUGUUUUUUUGGGAUUAAGUUAAUUUUCAUGGCACAGAGGGACUUUACAAUUAAUUGCAAUUCAUCUGAUCACUCUUCAUGACAUUCUGUAGUAUAUGCAAAUUGCCAUUAUCAAAACUGAGGCAGAAGACUUUGUGAAAAUUAGUAUUUGUGUCAUUCUCAAAACAUUUGACCACGACUGUACAUAUGAAAUGAGUAAAGCAUUAUGUAAACAUUAUUAAAGUGACUAGUGUUCCAUUAUUAAAGUGACCAGUAAUUCCGGCUAGUGAUGGCUAUUUAACAGUCUGAUGGCCUUGAGAUAGAAGCUGUUUUUCAGUCUCUCGGUCCCAGCUUUUAUGCACCUGUACGCCUUCUGGAUGGUAGCGGGGUGAACAGGUCGUCGCUCGGGUGGUUCAUGUCCUUGAUGAUCUUUUUGGUCUUCCUGUGUCAUCGGGUGUUGUAGGUGUCCUGGAGGGCAGGCAGUGUGCUCCCGGUGAUGCGUUGGGCAUACCGCACCACCCUCUGGAGAGCCCUGUGGUUGUGGGUGGUGCAGUUGCCGUACCAGGCGGUGAUACAGCCCGACAGGAUGCUCUCAAUUGUGCCUCUGCAAAUGGGGUCUUAGUGCCAAGUCAAAUUUCUUCAGCCUCCUGAGGUUGAGGAGGUGCUGUUGCGCCUUCUUCACCACACUGUCUGUGUGGGUGGACCAUUUCAGAUUGUCAGUGAUGUUUACGCCGAGGAACUUGAAGCUUUCCACCUUCUCCACUGCGGUCCUGUUGAUGUGGAUUCUGAAGUCCACGAUCAGCUCCUUUGUUUUGUUGACCCUGAGGGAGAGGUUGUUUUCCUGGCUCCACUCCGCCAUCUCACCUCCUCCCUGUAGGCUGUCUCGUCAUUGUUGGUAAUCAAGCGUACUACUGUUGUGUCGUCUGCAAACAUGAUGAUUGAGUUGGAGGCCUGCGUUGCCACGCAGUCAUGGGUGAACAGGGAGUACAGGAAGGGGCUGAGCGCGCACCCUUGUGGGGCCCCUGUGUUGAGGAUUAGCGAAGUGGAGGUGUUGUUUCCUACCUUCACCACCUCGGGGUGGCCCGUCAGGAAGUCCAGGACCCAGUUGCACAGGGCGGGGUUCAGACCCAGGACCCCGAGCUUAACGAUGAGCUUGGAGGGUACUAUGGUGUUGAAGGCUGAGCUAUAGUCAAUGAACAGCAUUCUUACAUAGGUAUUCCUCAUGUCCAAAUGGGAUAGGGAAGUGUGCAGUGCGAUGGCGAUUGUAUCGUCUGUGGAUCUAUUGGGGCGGUAUGCAAAUUGAAGUGGGUCUAGGGUGUCAGGUAAGGUAGAGGUGAUAUGAUCCUUAACUAGCCUCUCAAAGCACUUCAUGAUGACAGAAGUGAGUGCUAAAGGCCGAUAGUCAUUGAGUUCAGUUACCUUUGCUUUCUUGGGUACAGGAACAAUGGUAGACAUCUUGAAGCAAAUGGGGACAGCCGACUGGGAUAGGGAGAGAUUGAAUAUGUCUGUAAACACCAGCCAGCUGGUCUGCGCAUGCUUUGAGGACACAGCUUGGGAUGCCGUCUGGGCCGGCAGCCUUGCGAGGGUUAACACGCUUAAAUGUCUUACUCACGUCGGCCAUAGAGAACGAGAGCCCACAGUCCUUGGGAGCAGGUUGCGUCGGUGGCACUGUGUUAUCCUCAAAGCAGGCAAAGAAGGUGUUUAGCUUGUCCGGGAGCAAGACGUCGGUGUCCGCGACAUAGAUGGUUUUCCCUUUGUAAGCCGUGAUUGUCUGUAGACCCUGCCACAUACGUCUCGUGUCUGAGCCGUUGAAUUGUGACUCCACUUUGUCUCUGUACUGACGUUUUGCCUGUUUGAUUGCCUUACGGAGGGAAUAACUACACUGUUUGUAUUCAACCAUAUUCCCAGUCACCUUGCCAUCGUUAAAUGCGGUGGUUCGCGCUUUCAGUUUUGCGCGAAUGCUGCCUUCUAUCAACGGUUUCUGGUUUGGGUAGGUUUUAAUAGUCACAGUGGGAACAACAUCGCCUAUACACUUCCUGAUGAACUCAGUCACCGUGUCCGUGUAUACAUCAAUGUUAUUCUCAGAGGUUACCCGGAACAUAUCCCAGUCCGCGUGAUCACAUCAACCAGGAUUAAGGGUCAGGGCAAUUUGCGACUGUUGUUUUCGUAGUCAGUGGCUGUAUUGGUUUCUCCUCUCCUAUGCAAUCAGCAAUUAUUACCGGGAGGUGUGCUCUUCACCUUUGCAAGGCAAUAAGAAAAUAGUAUUAGUACUUCAGUCUCCCUUGUUCUUCUCAGCGUCGCAAAACUAAGACCAUCACCGAAACAAAGACGGUUUUGCCGAGUUGUUCUGCGGAAUUAUUCGAGGAAGGAAAGAGAGGAAGGCUCGACGCCACUCUCUCACUUGAAUAUCUUACCUAGUUAUUUUCAGAUUAUCACAUUUUGCUCUUUGGUAGCUUUAUGUGUGUUUUCUAUCCCAGUUCACUCCCCACCCCUUAGCUGCAACCCUUCUAAUUUAGUGUACCCCGUGCGCACAACCCAUGUGGAAUUCCUUGUCUCUGGCAGCAUUUGGAACUGCUGAUCUGCGGUCAAGAACGCAGAGUUAAUCUCAGUCUAUGCUGCCUUUCAGUCCCUUGACUUUUUGGACCUUACAUGGAUCACCCCAGAGAACACUGCUACUCCAGCUGUUUUCUCUCAUAGUCCGAGAGCAUCUGGUCAUCGUGGUAGUGGCACAGGGCUAUUAAUUUCUCCUAAAUUGAGACUUUCUCUUUUCUCUCUCUCUCACCUGUCCAUCUCCUCAUUUAAAUUCCAUACUGUCACUUGUCCACUCAAGCUUAACAUUGUUGUCAUCUAUCGCCCACCAGGUGCCCUUAGAGAGUCCCUAAAUGAGCUUGACACCUUGAUAAGCUCAUUUCCUGACGAUGGCUCACCGCUCUUCGUACUUCAACCUCCCGACGUCUGCCUUCGAUUCAUUUCUUUCCAACUCUCUCUUUCCCCUCCUUGCCUCUUUUGACCUCACCCUUUUCCACUCCCACGCACAAGGCAGGCAAUACGCUUGACCUCAUCUUUACUAGUGGCUGUUCGCUUACUAAUCUCACUGCAACCCCCUCCAGGUAUCUGAUCACUACUUUGUUUCCUUUUCUGUCUCCCUUUCCUCCAACCCUAGCCACUCAACCCCUACCCAGAUGCCCAUGUGCCAUCGCAACCUUUGCUCUCUAUCUCCCACUACUCUAUCCUCCUUUAUCCUGUCAUCUCUCCCUUCUGCUAAAUCCCUUUUCCCUCCUGUCUCCUGAUUCUGCCUCUUCAACCCUACUCUCCUCCCUUUACGCAUCCUAUGACUCGCACUGUCCCCUUUCCUCCCUCCUGCGCCGUGGCUUAGUGCCUCAUUGAGAGCCUAUAGAACAGGGCUGUGGGCAGCUGAGCAAAAAUGGAUCCAAACUAAACCUCCGGAGGACCUAUCAUCCUUUUACUCCCUCCUAUCUACCUUAUCUUCCUCUGUAUCCACUGCUAAAGCCACUUUCUAUCACUCUAAACUUCAAGCUUCAGCCUUUAACCCAAGGAAACUAUUUUCCACCUUUUCCUCCCUCCUCCCUCUCUGCAGACGACUUUGUCAACCACUUUGAAAAGAAGGUUGAAGACAUCUGCUCCUCAUUCAAUCAGCCUAUUGAAUCCACUGGUCCCACUCACACAGAACUACCCUAUGCCUUGAGCUCUUUCUCCCCUCUCUCUCCAGAUGAAAUCCUGCGACUAGUGGUGUCAGGCCACCCGACAACCUGCCCGCUCGACCCCAUCACUUCCUCCAUUCUCCAGACCAUCUCUGGAGACCUUCUCCCAUUCCUCACCUCCCUCAUCAACUCAUCCCUGACCACUGGCUGUGUCCCCUCUGACUUCCAAAUGGCCCGAGUCGCUCCCCUCCUCAAGAAACCAACACCUCGACUCCUCUGGCGUCAAAAACUACAGACCGGUCUCUGUUCAUUAUUUUAUUUCCAAAACACUUGAGCGUACUGUCUCUGAUCAAGUCUCUCGCUAUCUCUCUCAGAACGAUCCUAACCAGUUAGGCUUCAAGACGGGUCACUCAACCAAGACUGCUCUUCUCUGUGUCACGGAGGCUCUCCGCACUGCGAAAGCUGACUCUCUCUCCUCUGUUCUCAUCCUCCUAGAUCUAGCCACUGCCUUCAACACCAUGAACCAUCCUCCUCUCCACCCUCUCAGGGCUGGGCGUCUCUGCACACUCUUGGAUUGCAUCCUACCUGGCAGGUGAUGUGGAGAGGAUCUGUGUCUACACCACGUACUCUCACUACUGGUGUCCCCCAGGGCUCGGUUCUAGGCCCACUCCUCUUCUCUCUAUACACCAAGUCACUCGGCUCUGUCAUAUCUUCACAUGGUCUCUCCUAUCAUUGCUAUGCGGCUGGCACUCAUCUACUUUUCUCCUUCCCCCCUUCUGACACCUAGGUGGCGACACGCAUCUCUGCAUGACUGGCAGAUAUCUCAGCUUGGAUGUUGGCCCACCACCUCAAGCUCAACCUCGACAAGACGGAGCUGCUUUUCCUCCCGGGGAAGGCCUGCCUGCUCCAAGACCUCUCCAUCACAGUUGACAACUCAACGGUGUCCCCAUCCCAGAGUGCAAAGAACCUUGACGUGACCCUGGACAACACCCUGUCGUUCUCUACAAACAUCAAAGCAGUGACUCGCUCCUGCAAGUUAAUGCUCUACAACAUCCGUAGAGUACGACCCUACCUCACACAGGAAGCGGCGCAGGUCCUAAUCCAGGUGCUUGUCAUCUCCCAUCUGGACUACUGCAACUCGCUGUUGGCUGGGCUCCCCGCUUGUGCCAUCAAACCCCUGCAAUUUAUCCAGAACGUUGCAGCUCGCCUGGUGUUCAACCUUUCCAAGUUCUCCCAUUUCACCCUGCUCCUCCGCACACUCCACUGGCUUCCAGUUGAAGCCCACAUCCACUACAUCACCAUGGUACUUGCCUAUAGAGCAGCAAGUGGAACUGCCCUUCCCUACCUUCAGGCUAUGCCCAACACCCCAACCCGAGCACUCCGUUCUGCCACCUCUGGUCACUUGGCCCUCCCAUCCUUACGGGAGGGUAGCUCCCGCUCAGCCCAGUCCAAGCUCUUCUCUGUCCUGGCACCCCAAUGGUGGAACCCUGUCCAUCUUCCGAAAACAACCUCUUCAAAGUGUAUCUUAAAUACACUUUGUCCCACCUAUCUAUCUUAAGAUGAAUGCACUAACUGUACGUCGCUCUGGAUCAGAGUGUCUGCUAAAUGACUAAAAUGUAAAUGUAAAUGCUUGAAGUUAAACUAAUCUGUAGAAAAAUGCAUUAAUUUACGAAUGCACAGACGCAUUUUAGCAUUGAUCUCUCCCCUUUUUAUAUCCCCUUCUCUCUUUCUCUCUCUCUCCCCCUCGCUCUCUCUUCCUCUCUCUCCCCCCUCUCCCUCUCUCCUCCAGGGAGGGGAGUCUGUCCACAGUGCUCUGGCAGGCUGUAAGAUUCUGAGGGAGCUGUCUAAGCUGGAGAGUGAGACGGAGACCAAACUCUCUAUGAAGGAGCUGGCCCAGAAGUUUGAGAACUUGGCCCUUGGUGGGUUAGCCUUAUUCUGGCUGUGUAUUUGUACUGUGAGGAUGUCAAUUUAGUGGUUAUUAACUCUGUUAUGCAUACAGUGGGGAAAAAAAGUAUUUAGUCAGCCACCAAUUGUGCAAGUUCUCCCACUUAAAAAGAUGAGAGAGGCCUGUAAUUUUCAUCAUAGGUACACGUCAACUAUGACAGACAAACUGAGAAAAGAAAAUCCAGAAAAUCACAUUGUAGGAUUUUUAAUGAAUUUAUUUGCAAAUUAUGGUGGAAAAUAAGUAUUUGGUCACCUACAAACAAGCAAUAUUUCUGGCUCUCACAGACCUGUAACUUCUUCUUUAAGAGGCUCCUCUGUCCUCCACUCGUUACCUGUAUUAAUGGCACCUGUUUGAACUUGUUAUCAGUAUAAAAGACACCUGUCCACAACCUCAAACAGUCACACUCCAAACUCCACUAUAGCCAAGACCAAAGAGCUGUCAAAGGACACCAGAAACAAAAUUGUAGACCUGCACCAGGCUGGGAAGACUGAAUCUGCAAUAGGUAAGCAGCUUGGUUUGAAGAAAUCAACUGUGGGAGCAAUUAUUAGGAAAUGGAAGACAUACAAGACCACUGAUAAUCUCCCUCGAUCUGGGGCUCCACGCAAGAUCUCACCCCGUGGGGUCAAAAUGAUCACAAGAACGGUGAGCAAAAAUCCCAGAACCACACGGGGGGACCUAGUGAAUGACCUGCAGAGAGCUGGGACCAAAGUAACAAAGCCUACCAUCAGUAACACACUACGCUGCCAGGGACUCAAAUCCUGCAGUGCUAGACGUGUCCCCCUGCUUAAGCCAGUACAUGUCCAGGCCCGUCUGAAGUUUGCUAGAGUGCAUCCAGAAGAGGAUUGGGAGAAUGUCAUAUGGUCAGAUGAAACCAAAAUAUAACUUUUUGGUAAAAACUCAACUCGUCGUGUUUGGAGGACAAAGAAUGCUGAGUUGCAUCCAAAGAACACCAUACCUACUGUGAAGCAUGGGAGUGAAAACAUCAUACUUUGGGGCUGUUUUUCUGCAAAGGGACCAGGACGACUGAUCCGUGUAAAGGAAAGAAUGAAUGGGGCCAUGUAUCGUGAGAUUUUGAGUGAAAACCUCCUUCCAUCAGCAAGGGCAUUGAAGAUGAAACGUGGCUGGGUCUUUCAGCAUGACAAUGAUCCCAAACACACCGCCCGGGCAACGAAGGAGUGGCUUCGUAAGAAGCAUUUCAAGGUCCUGGAGUCUCCAGAUCUCAACCCCAUAGAAAAUCUUUGGAGGGAGUUGAAAGUCCGUGUUGCCCAGCGACAGCCCCAAAACAUCACUGCUCUAGAGGAGAUCUGCAUGGAGGAAUGGGCCAAAAUACCAGCAACAGUGUGUGAAAACCUUGUGAAGACUUACAGAAAACGUUUGACCUGUGUCAUUGCCAACAAAGGGUAUAUAACAAAGUAUUGAGAAACUUUUGUUAUUGACCAAAUACUUAUUUUCCACCAUAAUUUGCAAAUAAAUUCAUUAAAAAUCCUACAAUGUGAUUUUCUGGAUUUAUUUUCCUCAUUUUGUCUGUCAUAGUUGACGUGUACCUAUGAUGAAAAUUACAUGCCUCUCUCAUCUUUUUAAGUGGGAGAACUUGCACAAUUGGUGGCUGACUAAAUACUUUUUUUCCCCACUGUACAUGUGAGCAGCUUAUAUUUUGAGAGUGAAGGUUACCCCAUAAUGCCUAGUAGCGGGUCCGCAUCAGACCGCAAGGGACCACCUGUUCUGAAAGUCUGCUGGACGUUAUCCCAGUCUGGGACCAUUUGCAAUGCUUUCACACUCAAUGUCUUUAAGAUGAGGACUGAAGCAAAUCAAUCCGCACUCCUAAUGGGAAACCUAAUGUGACCUGUGUCCUCUCUAUAGACGUCUUCAGUGAGUGUUAACCCUUUAAUCAUCUCUCUAGACGUGUUCAGUGAGUGCUACCAGAGCAGUGAGAGCCGCUCUUUCACCCUCCUUAUAAGGCAGUCUCCAGUGUGGGGCAAAGCUACUUGUCUGCAGAUGGCCACCUCAGCCGACGCCCGCCACUUCUUCAGCCACGAUGGUGUGCAGGUCUGUACUAAACUCAGGGGUCAGAGGUCAUGGUGUGUGUGUUUGUGUGUGCAUGCAUGCUUUGUGUGCUUGCUUAUGUGGGUGUGAGAUUCAAAUCAAAUUUGUCACAUGCUUCGUUAACAACAGUGAAAUGCUUACUUACGGGUCCUUUUCCAACAAUGCAGAGUUAAAGAUGAAGAUAAAAAAUUUAAUAAUCUGUGUGUGCGUGUGAUCUGUGUUCACAUUAAUCUUUAUAAAACUAACCAGCUCCUUAGAUUUCCAGAGUGUUUGUGUUAGAUCAUGGAGGGUGGUUAAUUGAAGUUUCUCAGGAUCAACUCUGCUCCUACCUCUUCCUCUGGCAGUCUCUGCUGUCUCAGAUCUGGUGGGGAGAUAUGAAGAGGAGCACGAAGGUCUGGAAAUUGGUCCUCACCUUCUUCUUACCCCCCCUCAUCUACACCAACCUCAUCAGCUUCAGGUUAGUGUCUGUCUGUCUGAGAAUUUCCAAUCCAUUAAAGGUGCAAUAUGCAGAAAUCGCUCCGCCAUUUCCUGGUUGCAAAAAUUCUAAUACUUAGCCUAAUUUCAGUUUAUGUGACAAAACAAGCAAUGUAUAGUGUAGAGAAUCAUUGUACCAUCUAAACUGCUGUGAAAUAUAUUUUAAUUAACCAUAAAUAUUGUAUUUCAGCUGUUUGAAGCUGGUGUAAAAAACCAAAAGUGAAAUACGCAAAAACAAAACUUAAGAACGGGAAGCAUAGAAAUAGCGCACAUAAAAUCAGAUCUACCGCUUCUUAGACUUGCUUUCAAUGAGAAUGACAGAUCUAUUACUCACAUUUCUAUGUGAAUUUGGUCAGGUCGCCCACAAAGUUACAUAUUAUACAUAAUAAGCAUUAAGAUACAGAGGAGAUUGGCUGCCCACAUGAAAAAAUACUACAGUUUACUAUAGAAUUCUAUAUACAGUACUACACACUGUAGUAUCCCUUGAUCAUGUGUAGUACUUACUAUAGAUUUUUGUAGUAUAAUGUAGACUACUAUAGUAAAUACUACAGUAAUGUCCGCAACAACAAAAGCACAGUCUGCAAAAACAAAGAUAAUACAACUAAAACACUACAGUAUAAUACAGUCCGCAAAAACACUACAGUAAUUACUAUAGUGUAUAUAUAUAAAAUAUAAUCUAAGUUUAUUUGUCACAUGCACAGGAUACAGAAGGUGUAAAUGGUAAAGUGAAAUGGUUACUUGCGUAUUUGCAUAGUAGCAAUACAUUUUUUUGAAAGUGUCCAGAUAAAAAUAUUUUAUCAUUAGAUGAUGCUUACCCAGACACACUUGUCUAAGUUAUAACCAACCUCAGCCACAUCUAACUAAGUGGAUGGGUCACUAUUGUCUAGAUCUAGACAUGUACACGUUAUUGUCUAGACAUGUACACAUGUUCAUGAAAUACAAUAGAUGGCCGUAGUCACCCCCAGACACACCUGGCUAACUUGAUGGGUCAUGUAAUCAUCUGGCAAAGUAGUGUAUUUUGUUUAGACAUGUAGCUAGCUAAACAAUGAACCACAAUCCCAACCCAUGCUACUAGCAAUACAAACAGAUUGUCAUAGCUAGCCACCAUGCAUUAAAUGCUGUACUAUGAAUCUGCAGGUAGCUAAAGCUAACCAACUAGGUUCAAUGUUAGGCUAUAACUAGCAAUGCAAAUGGAUUUCUGAGAUACUAAUAAUAUUACUACACAGAUCAUGCACGUAACGUUAGCUAGCGAGACAGCAAGCUAACGUUUGCUAGCUAGCUAACAGUAUGCUUUAACUUGCAAUGAAAACGACUUCGACAAAAUUAGAAACGUAUAAUAUCUGAAAAUGUAGCUAGACUCUUACCCGUAUACUGUACAUGGAUGAACGCUUCACUGCAGAGUGGAACCCCUUGUGUAAUUUCCGUUUUGUUUGUACAGCUUGUUUGGGCCGUGUUGUGUCAAGUCACUCCGGUUUACACUGACCGUGUGCAGAAAGUAGUCCAUCACAACUUUUUCCCACUUAUCUUUGUCAAUACUAAAUUCAGGGCAGCAAUGUUGUUGAGAGCAGUAGCAACACUCUUGCCGUUCUCUAUGGCUAACGUUAUAGCUUUAAAAAAGCAGUGGUAGCUAGGAUUAUCUACACAUACUGAGCAGCUCAUGUUAAAGUCUGAAGCAUGUUACAUGUCAGACCAAUCCGAACUCAUCUCUCGGCAUGUCCAGCCCAUCCAUUAUCUCAGCCAAUCAUGGCUAGCGGGAAGGUUCCUGUCUUUUUCCGUGGCUAAACCAAUUAGGCUCGUAAUUUAACAAUUUUAUUUGUAUUUACAGAUGGCAUACAAGUUUGUUAGUAAGGCACAUGAAAGUUCACGUUCCAGAAGGCAUUUUGAUCAUCAACAACAACAAAAAAUACGUUCAAAUGCCUCUCCUGUGAAGUAGUAAUGUGUGACAUAUGCCAAGCGUCCUGAAACGGGUCACAUAUGAAUAUUUUGUGUAUAUUUGUGUUGUAUUGUGCAGGGCACAUUUGAAAAAGAGACCUUGUCUCUGUCUACCCUGGUAAAAUUAAGGUAAAAAAAUAAAUAAACCUUUCCUUCACCACCAGCCUAUCUUCCAAUAUCGUUCAAAUUUUAAAUUCGCAAUGCUGACUUAUUUUCCUAUUUUCUUCCCCUUCGCAGGCUAUCUUCUCUCUAUCAUCCACAUUUUUUUAUACGUGGAGCGUUCCUUAUUUUCCUCAUACGGGGUGAAUUUGAGAAAUUGGAAGCUGGUGGUGAAACUGUCUGUCGGUCUGUAAUUUAUUUCUCAAUCUGUCUCUCUCUCUCUCUCAGGGAACAUGAGGAAGAGGGGAAGUCAGAGGAGGUGCCUCAUGGUCGAGACACAGAGAGUCUGGACGGAGGAGAUGCCACUAUGUUCUCCCUCUCCGACGUCAUGCAAACGUAAACACACACGCAUGCACGUAGUCAUCCAUGCACACACACUAAGUAAUUAUUCCCAUUUUGUCCUCUCAGGGAAGAGGAUGUCGAGGAAUAUGCUGCUCUAAGGGCCAAUCUGAAAAGUGCCCCCUCCUCCAAUCCCAAGAGGCCCUUCGUACUGCUGCGCUGGAGGGAGUUCUGGUUUGCGCCUGUCACCUCGUUCCUAGGCAACGUGCUGAUGUACUUCCUGUUCCUCGGCCUGUUUGCUUAUAUCCUAUUGUUGGACUUCAAGCCACCGCCCCCACACGGCCCGUCCACCUUAGAGUUUGUCCUCUACUUCUGGGUCUUCACCAUGGUCUGUGAGGAGUUUCGACAG
This is a messenger RNA of Coregonus sp. 'balchen', 31681 nucleotides long. NCBI's taxonomy places the organism in Eukaryota, Metazoa, Chordata, Actinopteri, Salmoniformes, Salmonidae. The record is from the annotation of a GenBank genome assembly.